UACAGCCUUCAUUAUGCCGAUUAAUGUGUUCUUGAUCCAUUAUUGUCAUAGCUCUAAUCUGAUCGUUAUGUUUGUCACAGCUUCAGUAGUCCCGGCCACUAACACCAGAAAGAGCAGUGUCAAAACUCCACUACCUACCAUGAACAUGAAUCAGAAGAUCACACAGAGCUAGAUGGCCAGUCUGGGUCUUCCCUUGUGCUGCCAGUUGCUGUUAGUAUUUCAGUCUUCAUUGCUGUUCUAACAACAGUAAUCGUAAUAAUCUUCAUUUUUCUAAGACGCCAGCGUAAUGCCAGGAAGAGGUACUCGUUCAAAGAGGGCAACUUGUCAAUAGCAAGAAAGAGCUAUCCAACAGACAGUGUAGGGGAGGGCAGUAUUGGGGAGGGAGAAGAGGGAAAGACUGAAGACAUUGAAAUGGAGGGUCCUCUCGUGAAUGCGGUGGUGGAUGAUGAAACAUGUGAGGAGGAUGGAGUCCCAAACCAGAUGCAGGAGGAAACUGAAGAUUACUUUCAAGAUCCUACGUCCAUAUUAUUGACAGACAUUGACCCAAUACCGACUGAGAGGUUCCCAGAGUAUGUGAGGGACAUGCUGUAUGGAGAGGAACAUAAACUGAAAGAAGAGUUCUCGGCCCUGGGGAAGCUACCUCAACCACCCUCCACUGUGGCUGUCCUACCACACAACAAGGCACACAACAGAUUCAACAACAUCUAUCCUUACAACAGGUCUCGCGUGUGUCUCAAGGCAACCCCUGGAGUGGACAGCUGUGACUAUAUCAAUGCCUCUCUCAUUGAUGGGUAUGGAGGGAGGAAAAAUGCCUAUAUCGCAGCACAAGGGCCAGUGGAUGUGUCUGUGGAGCGUUUCUGGAGGAUGGUCUGGGAGUAUGAGACACCAACAAUACUCAUGCUCACCCAGUGCACUGAGGCUGGGAAGGUCAAGUGUGUGCAGUACUGGCCAGAGAAGCUACAUGACUCCCUCAGUGUGGGGGAAAAGUUCCGUGUCACCUUCUCUUCCAACAUGCCGUUUGCCGAGUACGAAUUCAGGAAAUUCAAACUUGAAAAUUUGUCAGAGUCAGAGAGUAAGCACAUGACAGUGAGUCAUCUCCACUACACGGCCUGGCCUGAUCACGGAGUGCCCGACAACGUCAUGUCUCUCAUUGCCUUCAUCCGUCACGUCCGUAAACUCCACCCCGUCUCCCACCAGCAGCCACUGCUGGUCCACUGCAGUGCGGGGGUGGGGCGUACGGGGACACUCAUCCUCCUGGACAUCAUCAUGCAGCAGAUGAAGACAGAGGGCACUAUCAGUGUUCUCCACUGGCUGAGGAACUUACGCAUGCAGAGAAUGAAGAUGGUCCAGAGCCAGCAACAGUAUGAGUUCAUUCACUGUGGUCUGAGUGAGCUGGUGGUGUGUGGGGAGACAGAGGUGGGCGCAGCCAACCUCAGAAUUGCCCUCAAAAACUUGAAGAAAAAGGGACCAGUUGGAUUUACUGGCUUCCAGAGGCAGAUGCAGAUAAUUGAGGAGGUGAGUUCUCACCAUCCAGUUACCUUCAGUGAUGCAGAGGAGGAGUACAACAGGAAUAAGAACAGAUUUCCUGACAAACUACCCAAUGACACUUAUCGUGUGAGACUGAGAUGUGGACCCAUGCCAGGUUCAGACUACAUCAAUGCCUCCUUUGUCAACGGCUACAAGCAGAAAGGUGCCUACAUAGCUACCCAGUGUCCACUGGAGAACACAGUGGCUGACUUCUGGAGGAUGGUCAACGAGUUCCAGUGUGGCUGUGUGGUCAUGCUCUGUCAGCUCCAGGAAGAGGGAGAGGAGAGUAGCUGCUGUUUCUGGCCAGAGGAGGAAGGGGAGUCUGUGGUGCACGGGAAACUGUCUGUCAAACUGGUGUCAGUCAAGACUCACGGAGACAUUGUCACUAGGAAGCUGGAGAUGGUGGAGGGAGCAGCUCGACUCAAUAGACCUCACAUGGUCCACCUGCUCCAGCUGACAAGCUGGCCAUUGCAGGGUCUUCCCCACCCCAUGGCAAUCCUGUCUCUCAUUGACCAGCUCACCAGUACCCAGAUGAGGUGUGGGAACAGACGAACGGUCAUCAUGUGCAGCGAUGGGGUGAGUCGAACAGGAACCUUCCUCACCAUCCACUGCCAGUUGGAGAGACUCAAGACAGAGGGUGUGGUGGACUUUCUCCAGACCAUCAAGUCAGCUCGUCUUCACAGACCUGGCCUCGUCAACAACACUACUGCAGAGUUUCGUAGGUUCGAAUCCCACCCAGGGCAGUUUUUCUCCUUGGAAAAAGAGCUCUCCUGGGUGUAGUUGACUUGUUUGUUUUUGCCUUUGCCUUUCUACACUCAUUUUUUACAAGUGCAGAGUCACUGCAUGAAGCAGAGUUAGCCUUUAGUUACCUACUGCUAGUAAAGAAAUGUGUGCCAUCUUAUUCUCUCUACAUAAUAGGAUCACUACGUGUUCUGUCACGAAGUCGUCAAUAUGUACUUGGACAACUUUGACACUUACGCUAAUUUUGAGUUUAAGGAAGUAUUCGAAUUUUUGUAGUGUGAACGAUUGUAGGUAUUAUGGUGGAGUAUCCACUUGUAGCUCUACUACACAACAUAAUUGUGGAAUUUGUUCUCUUGUGGCCAAUUAAGUAAGCAGUUCUCUUUUGAUGGUUUGUUGCACAUGCACACCGAGGGGUUCGUGAUGAGUUUAUCAGGCCACCUUCGGCCACCAAAAUUCACUGCCUGGCUAGUUGCCCAAUUAAAGGUAUGCUUUACCGUCACCAUGGAGCUGCAUCCCAUUGGUGGUAGCUGGUUAAUGGGCUGUAGUUGAUUGAGAUGCUUGGCUACCACAACAUAUGGGAUCUGUGCUCUUCUGGUGGCAAGUUUGGUGCUACAUUGUUGGCUUCCCACCUCAAAACUCGUGUAUCCCAAAAUCCUGGAGUAUGCGCAGUUGGACGACGUACGGUCGUAUGUUCGUAGAUAUAAUGGAAAUUCCGCGCCGUUAGUAGCACUAGGUUGGCUCGCUCCCGCUUGCCAGUUAGAGUGCUACCACACAACAUAUGGGAUUUUUUCUCUUGUGGCCAAUUAAGGGAAGCAGUUCUUUUUGAUGGUUUGUUCACCUAUAGGGUUUCAUGAUGAGUUUAUCAGGGCCACCUUCGGCCACCACAAUUCAGGUAGUACCACAAUUCACUGGCUGACUAGUUGCCCAAUUAAGCUGCAUCCAUUAGUGGUGGCUGGUUAGUUGACUGUAGUUGAUUGAGAUGCUUGGCUACCACAACAUAUGGGAUCUGUGCUCUUCUGGUGGCAAGUUUGGCGCUACCUUGUUGGCUUCCCACCUCAA
This is a messenger RNA of Geodia barretti, 3327 nucleotides long. The record is from the annotation of a GenBank genome assembly. NCBI's taxonomy places the organism in Eukaryota, Metazoa, Porifera, Demospongiae, Tetractinellida, Geodiidae.